AUAUAUUAUUCGAAAAUGACGAAUAUAAUUUUCACUAGCACACUGAUCCUGUCAUUCGUAAAGAUAAUUAUGAUGCAGAGUGCUGUUCAACGGAUACCACUAUCAGCCCAUGAACCAGGUAUAACAUCUCUUGAAUUCGGUGGAAUAGCCUUCUCUUUACUUAAAAAUUUUUCAUUAAAAAUUCAAUAUAAGAAUUGUUCAACUCUCAUGGAUCUUUCACCUGUAACGCCAAAGGAGAAUUCAACUAGGAAAGGUACACGUACUGUUUAUGAUGAUUGUGUAAGACGCAAAAGAAAAUCUCACAGAAGAUCAUCUACCAAAAAGAAAGCUGAUCGGAAAGAUUAACAAAUGAACGAAGGAUAUACAACGUGAACUACGAACGCGCCCAGGCCCGUAUGUGUCGACACAUCUCACAAACCACUCAUAAUUAUGUGAAUAAAUCUUCGGAUUACACUUUUAUAUUUAAU
Messenger RNA from Trichobilharzia szidati, 467 nucleotides. The record is from the annotation of a GenBank genome assembly. NCBI's taxonomy places the organism in Eukaryota, Metazoa, Platyhelminthes, Trematoda, Strigeidida, Schistosomatidae.